AUGUUAAUCUUCAAUUUACUACUACUAUUUUAUACAUCAUUAACAUUAGCUAUAUCUACAAAUGAUCAACAUAAAGAAGGUUAUUGUAAUCAAUUAAAUAAUUGUGGUAAAAAAUCAAUAUUUGGAAAACCUUUACCUUGUGCUACUUUUGAACCUGCUAUCAAAAUUUCACCAGAAUCAAAACAAAAGUUGAAUAAAAUUUGUGGAGAUAGUUUUAAUUUCGAAUAUGUUUGUUGUUCAGAUGAACAAAUAGAUGACUUAAAAUCAAAUUUAAAAAGAGUAGAUCCAAUUAUAUCAUCAUGUCCUGCUUGUCAUCAAAAUUUCUAUAGUUUCUUUUGUCAAUUUAGUUGUUCACCAAAUCAAUCUAAAUUUGUUGAAAUUUUAAAAACACAAGAAUCAAAAGAUUUAAAAAAAGAAAUUAUAACUGAAAUAAAUCAAUAUGUAAGUCCAAAAAUGGCUAAAGAAUUUUUCAAUUCCUGUAAAAAUGUUAAAUUUUCAGCUACAAAUGGCUAUGCAAUGGAUUUAAUUGGUGGAGGGGCAAAAAAUUAUUCACAAUUUUUGAAAUUUUUAGGUGAUGAAAAACCAUUACUUGGUGGAUCUCCAUAUCAAAUAAAUUUUGUUUAUGAAGAAAAGGAAAAUUUGGAAUUGAGAGAUCAAAAAGUUUAUCCAUGUAAUGAUGAAAAAUAUUCUUGUGCAUGUACUGAUUGUGAAAGUGCUUGUCCUGAAUUACCAAAGAUUAGAAAUUUGAAUAAAAAGUGUACUGUUGGUGGAUUACCAUGUUUUUCAUUUACAAUUUUGGUUAUUUGGAUUUGUUUUAUUAUUAUAUUAGGUGGUUAUCAUAUUUAUAUUGCAAAUACGGCAAAAUCAAGACAUAAUUCAGUUGCUGAUGAUGAUUUAGAUACAAUGAUUUCUCCAUUAAGUUAUGUGACUAUGAAGAAAUCAAUCAAGAGAAAUUCAGAAAUUUUUAAUGAUUAUUUAGAAGAUGUGUUUCUGAAAAUUGGUCGAUUUUGCUCAUCUUUUCCUGGUAUUACCAUUGGUUCUACAUUAUUUAUUAGCUUUUUACUUUGUCUUGGAUUAUCUAAAUUGCAAAUUGAAACUGAUCCCAUUAAUUUAUGGGUUAGUCCAAAUGAACCAGCAUAUAAAAAUCAACAAUAUUUUGAAAAAAAUUUUGGUAAAUGGUAUAGAAUUGAACAAAUUAUAAUUAGUUCAAAAGAUGACUCACCAGUUUUAAAUUGGGAUCUUGUUAAAUGGUGGUUUAAAAAGGAAUCAGAAUUGGAAAAUAUAAGUAAUGUUAAAUUAUCAGAUAUUUGUUUUAAACCAUUAGGUGAAACAUGUGCAAUUGAAUCAUUUACUCAGUAUUUUAACGGUGAUAUAAAUCAAUUAACUGAAUCAAAUUGGUCUAAUAAAUUACAAAAAUGUGUUGAUUCACCAGUUGAAUGUUUACCUAGUUUCCAACAACCUUUAAAAUCGAAUAUCUUGUUUGAUAAUGAUGAUGUUACAAAGUCAAGAGCAUUCAUUAUUACAUUACUAGUUAAUAAUGAUGAUGAAAAGUUAGCAAUUGAAUAUGAGAAUCAUUUACAAAGCUGGAUUCAAACUUUGAAACAUGAAAAUUUACACAUUUCAUAUAGUACUGAAAUUUCAUUAACACAAGAAUUGAAUGAUUCUUCAAACACAGACAUCAAAACAAUUGCAAUUUCAUAUUUGGUUAUGUUUAUUUACUCAUCAUUUGCAUUGGGUGGUAGAUUACCAAACAAAAUUUCAUCAUUAAUUAAAACCAGAUUUUUAUUAGGUUUAUCUGGUAUCUUCAUAAUUUUAUUAUCUGUUGUGACAUCUGUUGGUUUCUUUUCAUUAAUUGGUUUAAAAUCAACAUUAAUAAUAGCUGAAGUUAUUCCAUUUUUAUUAUUAGCUAUUGGAAUAGAUAAUACUUAUUUAAUUGUACAUGAAUUGAAAAGAACUGAAGGUGAUUCAAUUGAAGAUAGAAUAAGUAAAACAUUAGGUAAAAUGGGUCCAUCAUGUUUUAUAAGUUCUUUAUUACAAUUUUGUAUGUUUUUAUUAGCUACAGUAGUUGAUAUGCCUGCAGUUCGAAAUUUUGCAUUUUAUAGUGCUGGUGCUAUAUUAAUUAAUUUCAUACUUCAAAUGACUUGUUUUAUUGGAUUUUUAGCAUUAGAUCAAAGAAGAUUAGAAGAUAAUAGAAUUGAUUGUGUACCAUUUAUACAAAUAAGUUCAAUCAAAUUACCCGAAGAUGAUGAAGAGAUUUGUGAUAAUGAUAAUGACGAUGAAAUACCAAAAGAAUCAACAAGUGGUAAAUUUGCAACAUUUAUAAUCAAAUAUAAAAGAAGAAUUUUAACUUUAUUUGUAUUAUGGUUAGGUAUUUCAUUAAUUUUAUUACCAAAUAUUAAUUAUGGAUUAGAUCAAAGAAUAGCGUUGCCUAGAAAUUCCUACCUUAUUGAUUAUUUCAAUUCAAUGUAUGAAUAUUUUAAUGCAGGACCACCUGUAUUUUAUGUUGUCAAGGAUUUAGAUUUAUUAAAUAGAACAAAUCAACAAAAAUUAUGUGGAAAAUUUUCAGGUUGUGAUAAAUAUUCAUUAGCUAAUAUUUUGGAACAAGAAUUUAAAAGAUCAAAGAAAUCUAUGAUUAAUGAACCAACAUCCAAUUGGUUAGAUGAUUUUUUUACAUGGUUAAAUCCAGAUUUAGAUCAAUGUUGUAGAUUGAAAAAAUCAAAUUUGAAUGAAUUUUGUUUACCUAGUUCACCAGAUAGACAAUGUCAAACAUGUUAUUUUAAUAAAAGUUAUGAUACAUCAAUGGAUAUUUUCCCAAAAGAUUCAGAUUUUAUGUUUUAUUUUAAUCAAUGGAUUCAAGAACCAAGUGAUCCAUGUCCAUUAGGUGGGAAAGCACCAUAUUCAACAAGUAUAUCAAGAAAUUCAACAGAUAUAAUUUCGUCUUAUUUUAGAACAUCUCAUGUACCUUUAAAGUCUCAAGAUGAUUUUAUAAAUGGAUAUAAAAAUUCAAUUAGAAUAAUUGAAGAAAUUAAAAAAUAUACUAACUUAGAUAUAUUUCCAUGGUCUCCAUUUUAUAUAUUCUUUGUUCAAUAUUUAAAUAUUUUAAGUUUAACAGUUUCAUUAUUAUCAAUUGCAUUAUUUAUAAUUUUUAUAAUUUCAUAUUUAGUAUUUGGAACAUUUAAAUCGAGUUUUGCAAUGACAAUUACAAUUCUAUCAAUUUUAAUAAAUAUUGGAGGAGUGUUAAGUAUUUGGAAUAUUUCAUUAAAUGCCUUAUCAUUGGUUAAUUUAUUAAUUAUAUGUGGUAUUUGUGUUGAAUUUACAAUUCAUAUAACUAAAAGAUAUUCACAAAUGGUUAUAAAUGAUGAUGAAUUUUAUGCAAAUUAUUCAAAUGAAAUUACUUCAACUAUAAGAGAUGCAAGAAUCAUUAAAACUAUGAAACAAUUGAGUGGAUCAAUUAUAACUGGGAUUAUAAUUACUAAAUUUAUUGGAAUUUCAAUUUUAGCAUUUACUUCAUCAAAAAUAUUUGAAAUUUAUUAUUUUAGAAUGUAUUUUACAUUAAUUACUGUUGCUUCUUUACAUGCUUUAGUUUUAUUACCUAUACUAUUGAGUUUAUAA
This is a messenger RNA of Insectozyma verbasci, 3612 nucleotides long. Lineage: Eukaryota; Fungi; Ascomycota; Pichiomycetes; Serinales; Debaryomycetaceae. The record is from the annotation of a GenBank genome assembly.